This is a messenger RNA of Staurois parvus, 1190 nucleotides long. The record is from the annotation of a GenBank genome assembly. Lineage: Eukaryota; Metazoa; Chordata; Amphibia; Anura; Ranidae.
AUGGACUUGCAUUGUGAUUGUGCCGAGUCCCCGGCAGCCGAACAGCCAUCAGGAAAGAUUAAUAAGACCGCUUUCAAAUUAUUUGGGAAGAGGAAAUCUGGCAGUGCCAUGCCAUCGAUAUUUGGGGUGAGAAACAAGGGAGAUGGGAAGAACACAGGCAAAAUGGGCAUGGUACGCAGCAAGACCCUGGAUGGAUUAGCUGAUGUUGUGCUGGAGAGCAGCAAGAAAGAAGAGCAGUGUGCAACACAAGCUGCUGCUGAUCCACCAAGCACUGACAUAAACAGCCAGGCUGUCACCGCCACCAAGACAGAUGUCUCACCCAACAGCUCCGUGGGUAAAUCCCACAGCUUCUUCGCUUUGCUGAAAAAGAAUGGCAGAUUAGAGAAUGUGAAAGGGGACAAUGUGGACCAGAGAGCUAGCAGCAGACAAAAGAAAGGACUGAAGGGAUUGUUUAACAGCAUGAGAUGGAAUAGAAAAGAUAAGAAUUACAAAGAAGAUAAAGAGGGAGCCACUGAAAGCCAACCUGGGCUCAUACUGUCUGGCUCUUUGACAGCCAGCUUGGAAUGCAUUAAAGAGGAGAUACAAAAACCGCUGUGUGAGCCUGAAGUACCUGCAGAGACUGUCACAGCUGAUUUGCCCUGUGAGGAGCAGAGUGAGGUUGUAAACAACUCAACGGAGGAGCAUCAGUUGAAAGCAAACAAGGAAUCCCCCUCAUCCUCACACACCCCACCGAAAAACCUCAGGAUGGGGAUGCAGCGAGUAGCCCACAAGUGGACCAUGUCCGCCAACUGCCUGAACCAGAGGUGGAGAUCCUGCAGGAUAAGAAGGAUGAAAGACUAACAGGAUGUGGCGAUAUUAUUGCUGAGCCGGACGAUGAAGGAGGCAGCAGUAGCAGUGCCGGUGCAAGGAUUAUCCCUGGGAAUGGCAAGAAAGCUAUCCCCAAAAAGACCCCAAACAUUAUUGCCUAUCAAGGAGGAGGGGAGGAGAUGGCAAGCCCGGAUCAAGUUGACGAUAAUGACAUGCAAGAAUUUUUGGGAAUGAUACCCCAAGCUGAGGACACCAGCAAAGAGGUGGGAAAAGUGAGUAGGCAGGCCUCAAGGGAGGAAAAACGUUCUGAGAGCACAUGUGAUGGGAAUGGAGUGAAGCCAUAUAAGCUGAGACAGGAUGCAACUAAUUCUAUUGAAAAGGGG